Molecule: messenger RNA, 3129 nt
Organism: Beauveria bassiana ARSEF 2860
Lineage: Eukaryota; Fungi; Ascomycota; Sordariomycetes; Hypocreales; Cordycipitaceae
Product: exocyst complex component Sec5
Exons: 2
Coding region: 1-3129 (1042 amino acids)
Biological process (GO): Golgi to plasma membrane transport; exocytosis
Cellular component (GO): exocyst
Source: RefSeq, a predicted model, not a curated record
AUGGCCGAUUUCGAGAGGACCGUGCUAGAGUUCUACCAGCUUCCGUCAUCCUAUCCAUCCGAAUGGCCGGCUGAGAAGGACGCUGAAGAUGCGGCAACGGACGGGACAGAUGCCUGGGGUAACAAUAGGCGAUUGUCCUCUUACCAGGCUCUCGAGUCUGCCGUCAAUGAACGGCGCAGUUUCUUGGGAGGCGCCGAUGGCAAGGGGGGCAUGAAUAGUCUCGUGCAGCGAGACGAGCCGGACCCUCUCGGUUUCUCCGACAGCGUUGUUCGCAGUUUAAAGAACUUGGGGCUGCCCGUGCAAGACGACAUUCGCCUCAGAAAUCGAUUCCUCCUCUCGUCGACCACAUUCUCACCAGCUCUAUUUCUCUCCCAAAUGCACUCGGAUGCAGACACGCGGAAUCUGCUACAAGGACUAGAUGCACUCUCUGCUUCCAUCGAUCAAAAGUCUGCGUCUCUCAAGGUCCUUGUCGAAUCCAAUUUCGAGCGAUUCGUAAAGGCUAAAGCAACUAUCGAUAAUGUCUACAAGGAAAUGAAGUAUCGCGGAGAGGAUCCACAGACGAAGACGCACUCGCGACAUGCCAGCCGCAGCAGUUUUCGCAACAGCGGUACCAAGCUUGCUUUUAAUAACCAAUUGGCAUUCUCUGUCUCUGACAGUAGAAAGAAGAACGCCCUUACCAAGGAGAGCGAAUAUGGUGUUCUCGGCAUCAAAGCUCCACUACUGGACGUUUCUGCCAAAGCCGAAGAAGUAUGGGGCCCCGCGCUUGGCGGCCGCGAGAAGGAGGAACAUCUCAAAGAUGUCUCAAUUUAUAUGUCAAAGUUCAGAGAAUAUGUCGACCUGAGCGGAGUUGUCGCGGAUAGCAUCAAGCGAAAAGAUUACGAAAGCUUGGUUGAGAGCUAUAACCGCGCGAGAACAUUUGCCGACCAAGCUCGCCACUUGGGCAAGCAGCUAAAAGGUGCCACGCCCGACGAUGCACAGUUGUAUCAGAUUCUGCUCGCGGCCCGCAUGUGGCAUGACGUCAAUCGUCAGGUGGAGUCUUUCAAGACAGAAAUCUGGAAGAAGCUGUCUUCAUGUUCGUCUCAUUCGAAACUCAAUGCUGCGGCUGGCCGCGUGCAAGAUCAGCAUAUUGAAUUAAUCAGCUUACUGUUGGAACUCGGAGUCAAGGAAAGCCCCAUCUGGGUCUGGUUAAUAAGUCGAUAUGAUCAUUUGAAGAGUAAGAUUCAGGUGACAGGUGACCGUCAAAAGACAGAAAUCGAAGUUCUGCGACGACGGCUAGCCGUCGGCGAGAAACCGACUCCCAAGCAGGCUGGUAUGUACCUGAAUGGCCUCGGCAGGCAAGCAAUGGACCGCAAACCUCCGGUCAAUGAUUCGGUUGAAGUCAUUGAACUCUGGGAGAAGAUGUACACUUUCCUGAGCAAUCUCAUCUCUUCACAAGGUAUAAUGGGUGAAAUUGUCGAGUUUUGGUCCCUCGCUCAGGGCUUUAUUGAUGGCAGAACCCAGCGGACUUUACCUAUUGGCUACAACGGGGAGUCUCAAGUUCAUCACGAAUUGUCCGGCGAACGCGUCAGCCAAUUAUCACAAGGCGCAAGAGAACUUGUCGAGCAAAUAAGAGAGCACAUCUACGCAUUCUUUGCUGGGCUACCACCUGAAGACAUAUCAAUACUUCUCUCACCUUUAACUCCUAACCCUGGCUCGCCAGCAUCGAACAGUGCUGGCAUUGCUGGCUCUCUCUCACCAACAGCUUUACGUGAUCCACGCUUCAAUUUCGAUCCUAGCAACCCGCCGCCUCCAUCUCCUAGUAAGGGGGAGCCGUGGGAGAAGCUUGCAUUCUGGCCUCCUUGGUCCAAUUCGCUCAGUGGUGUCCAUUACUUGUCCAGAAUGCUUGCACUAGUUGGAUCGGGGGCGUCAGAGUUGGCUACUAUUACCCCUGUGGCAGCUGCUAACGGAGCCAACCAAGAGUUGGAACGACUGAAGCUUCUCAUCAGUGCCUCUCGGGAGCGAUGCGUCACGGCCCUCUGCGCAGCAUGGAACCGUGAUGCUGAAAACAUUAAGCAUGUGGAAGAUUGGCAGCGCUCCAGUGAGGGGGGCGACGUUACCAGAAUGCCGGCUAGCUUUGCUGCAUUCGAGGGAACCCUUCUCACCGGUAUGCAGAAGAUUCUUUAUAUCGCAGAUGCAACAACAGAGCAGGGCGCGCCGAGCAUUGUUAUGCCCCCACCGCCCAAGCUACUUCAGAUGGUUCGAAGCCAAUACGUUACGACUUUGUAUAAGGCUUUGAGCGGGAUGGUAGAGAAUGCAGAGCGGUCUCUGAAAAUAACUGACGAAGAUGACUGGUCGCAAGCCGCUGCAGUGUACACUAGCACCUCGUCGGCUGGCAAGAGCACGCUAGAUGCUGGUGAUCGCAACGUUCGAAUGCUUUUGACUCUCAGCAAUCUGCAAGCUUUGCGCUCUCAAGUCGUUCCAGGCCUGAACUCGCAGUUCGAAAACGCCUUCUCGGUGAAGCUGACUGAUGAGUCCAAGACCAUCAAGGACGUCCUGGGACAAAUCGACGCUCGCUUGUUCCAAUCAUACACCAAGCAUUCCAUCGAAAAGCUUCGCGACAUUAUUCAGACUGGUCUGGCAUCACCAAACUGGGUCUGCAAACCAAAUCAGAGGCCUUCCGCGGCCAAACCUUAUAUCUAUGAGGCUCUGCUAACACUGGUGCUCGUGCAUUCCCAAGUCUCCACGACGGCACCUUCUUUAACGCCUCAAGUACUGAGCUUCUUACUGGAGCAGACGUCUUUGCAGCUGCUUGAGACCUUUCGCACACGGCCCAAAUAUUCGCUUGAAGCACUGAUGCAGGCAACACUCGACGUGGAGUUUGUGGCGCAAACUCUAAGCCACUACACCACAGACCGCGCCUCGGAGCUGCAGAGCCAAAUAUACCAAGAGCUCGAUGGGCGGACGGAUAAUGAUGCGCGAGCGCGCCUGCAGGGUGAGCUGCCCGAGAUGCGCAACGUGCUCAAGAAGCUGCGAGAAAACAGCAAGAACGAGUUUGCCUGCUUCAGGAAGCCAAAGCGGGCUGUAGCAGCGGGUGCGACAGCCACCAAGCAGGACGGACAGAGCGGUGCGGGUAGCGGGACAGUAGCCUAG